AUGGAAGAAUUGGAAGUGCAACAGGAAUUAGAGGACAAAUUGGGAAAUUUGUCAUUUUUACCACCGCCGAUGAAAAAAUCCGAUACAAGGGACAGUAUUUCGUCAGUUGAUAGCGAUGUGAGUCUUUCAUUUGAUCGUCGAGGCUCAAAGGGCGAAGAUGCCGAUUUAUCCGAUAGCGGCAGUUCCGAUUGUGACAGAAAACUUGGAAACGAGAUUAAUCUGCAAAAAAUACAAAAUAAAAUCAGUGAUCACGAUUCUGGCGCUGAUUCAUUUGAUGAUAUUGUACCGAGGGAAACAGAAACUCAGAUUGCAAAAGAAAAGGCAGAUGAAGAUUUUGUCCCACCAAAUGAUGAAUUGGCUGAUAAAAUUUGUGCUCAGGUGGAAUUUUAUUUUUCAAAUGAAAAUAUUGUUAAGGAUGCAUUUUUAUUGAAACACGUGAAACGUAAUAAGGAAGGUUACGUGUCUCUAAAAUUGAUCUCUAGUUUCAAGAGGGUCAAGCACCUUAGUCGAGAUUGGAGAGUGGUGGGCGCUGCUCUUGCGAGGUCAAAAAAGCUCGAGGUAAACGAGCUCGGUACCAAGCUACGAAGAAUUGAUCCUCUACCGCCUUUCGAUCAGACAACUCCUUCCAGAACUGUUCUCGCGGCAAGGUUACCCAUUGAAAAAUUGUCUGUCGAAACUGUUGCGGAACUCUUCAAAACUUGUGGCGAGAUCGCUUUGAUACGUGUUCUUCGACCCGGUCAUCCUGCGCCUGCAGAGGUGAGGCAGGCAAUUGCAAAGAGACCAGAUUUAGCAUCGAGUGAAGAAUGUGCAAUGAUUGAAUUUAUUGAUUCGGCCUCAGCGAGAAUGGCUUUGCAAAUGCCUUUAGGUGAAGCGAAGAUUUAUGCUCUUCAACAGCCAGUUGAUAAGAAGAGGAAGCAACAAUCGUCUAAAAAGAAUCCUGUAACGAGGGUUUCUCGCGAGGAAAAUUAUAAUUCCUCAAGUUGCGCGAGCGGUUCUGAGAAUGAUGAAGGGAAAUCGAGGCAUCGUAGACAAAUUUAUAAUCAUCCAAUUUAUCAUGUUUUCACCGGUCAUCCCUAUCAGCCUGGUCCACCGUCACCGGAAGCUUGGAUGCCACGAAGACUUUCAUCGUGCUCAAUGUCCGGUGGUCCAGAUAAUGGAUUACUUUUACGACGUCUAUCCUCGUGUUCAGGAUCGGGUUCGGAAUCAGGUAAUUUUGGAAGAAGAUUUUCAUCGUGUUCAUCAAGUUCGGAGACUGGUUAUUUUCAUGCGGUUUAUCCACCUGGAUAUUAUCAGCCAACGAGACGAUUUUCAUGUUGUUCCGGCUCGGCUGGUGGUGGUGGUUCAUCGGGAUCAGAUUGUAGCGGUGGUUGUUUUAGUCCAACGAGACGUGGUUCUGGUGAUUGUGGACCAUUUCUUCGACGAUUAUCGGCAUGUAGUCGUGAUUCUGGAUACGAAAUGGGAACAAGAAGAUUGUCAUCUUGUUCAUCGAGUUCGGAAACUGGAUAUUUCCGACCGAGAAGCAAUAGUGGAAUUGUUGUCACUCAUCUUCCGGAAAAUGUCACAAGAUUACCGUCUGGACCUGAUGGAACUCGAGGAUUUGGUAGACCAUCGAGAAUGGCUACCAGUUAGUUAAUUUUCAUUUUUAGAAUAUAUAUAUUUUAAUUUAAAAUUUGUCUUUAUAUUAUAAUAAGCAUUAAUAGUGAAUAAAAACGAAAUACUUUUUUUUUUUACUAUUAUAAUUAUAAAUCUUGUAUAUAUGUAUAUUUAUAAUUGUAAAAUAUUGUUGAAUUUUAUUUUAAGGAUAAUUAAGUUAAAAUUGUACGAUGUACAUAAUUUUAAAAGAGCUUUUUUAAAGCUUACUUUGUGAUCAAAUGCUCUCUGAUGUCAUAUAUUGUUAAAUGCGAUUUGAGAUGAAAAAUUUUGGAUAUUAUGUUAUCAUAUGUAUAUUAAUAGUGAAAUAAAAGCAUUAUUUUCAUUAUUUAAUGAAUUUAAUGUUUAAUCAAA
Molecule: messenger RNA, 2004 nt
Organism: Leptopilina boulardi
Lineage: Eukaryota; Metazoa; Arthropoda; Insecta; Hymenoptera; Figitidae
Gene: Achl
Product: la-related protein 6
Exons: 4
Coding region: 1-1629 (542 amino acids)
Biological process (GO): RNA processing
Cellular component (GO): nucleus
Molecular function (GO): mRNA binding
Source: RefSeq, a predicted model, not a curated record